Molecule: messenger RNA, 1730 nt
Organism: Amborella trichopoda
Lineage: Eukaryota; Viridiplantae; Streptophyta; Magnoliopsida; Amborellales; Amborellaceae
Source: RefSeq, a predicted model, not a curated record
GUCAAAUAAGGCAAGCAAAAAAACAAUAAUUGAAGAUAAAACAAAAUAAAAUAAAGGACUUUAAGAAAGAGAGGAUAAGAACAAGGGAAAUAAGUGAUUUUAUUGUAAGAUUGAGGUGCCAUGAGUGGAGUGGUGGUAGAUGCAGCUGCAACAAUUCUGUUAUGUGCUCUUCAUCUUCUUCUUCUGUGUAUUGUUGAAUGUGCUCCUCAGGGUGCAGAGGUGCUUCGAUUUCCUGGCUUUGAUGGCGAUCUCCCUUCCAAGCAUUAUGCAGGGCCCUUUCAAGGUUGAUGACAAUGAAGAUUACCUUAUAAAUGGGGCAAGGGUCAAGCUGAAUCCAUAUUCUUGGAGUAAGGUGUCCAACUUGAUUUAUGUUGAUGCACCCGCUGGGACUGGAUUCUCAUAUGCUGAUAACUCAGAUGACUACAUAGUUGAUGACCCUGAGAUCAAUGCAGAUAUAUAUGAAUUUAUUUUAAAGGAUUACAAUCGCCGGCCUAGCAUGCUUUUUAACUCGGAGUCAGGAAGGAGGGAUAUGCAUGCACAACCGGCUCUCACAGUUGACCAGCUCCAAAAGAAAGGGAUUCCAAUCCCCAACGGAUGUGUUAUAUGCUUGAGUGAGGAGGAAUCGAAUCCACACCUCUUCAUUCACUGCAGUCUUGUUUAUGACCUGUGGAGCCAAGUGCUACAGCUAUUCCACCUUCAAUGGGUCACUCCACCCUCAGUCACGGCUCUUAUCUCCUCGUACUACGAUUGUCAUUGGACGAAUGCCUGUAGAAUAUUGUGGAAGGAUGCCAUCGCAGCUACUAUCUGGGUCAUCUGGGCCUUCUCAGGGAUUUCAGCAAACUCUUUUCUCAGCCAAUGUGAAAACAUCCUCUAUCUCCAACCACAGAAGCUCCAAAGACCCAACAACUGGCUGCCACCUCCAGAAGGCAUCAUUAAACUUAAUUUCGAUGAUUGCUCUCUAGGGAACCCUGGCCCUGUUGAAGCCGGAGGUGUCUUCCGAGACCAUCAUCGCAAUAUCCUGUUCACUUAUUCCGAGCACUUAGGAUACGAAGACUCUCAGUAUGCUGAAGCCAUGGCUCUGCUCUUGGAAGUAUCUGGAAUUUGGGAAAGGUGCACAAAACGUCUGACACAUCGUGUGGAAGAAAGAAGCUUGGUUGAGUACCACUUAAACCUCACCAUGAAAGGUUAUCAGGCCUUUAUAUACAAUGGAGACCAUGACAUGUUUGUUUCAUAUCUCGCAACCAUGGAAUGGAUAAAAUUGUUGAAUUAUACAAAGAUCGAGAAAUGGCGACCAUGGUUUGUAGGCGACCAAAUAGCAGGGUACGCAAUUCGAUAUGAGCAUAAUUUACUGGACGCCACAUUCAGGGGAUCAGGCCAUACUGUCCCAGAAUACACACCUAUCGAGGGUUUGGAGGCUUACAGACGAUGGAUUGAUGGCAGUGAUUCCCUAUGAAAUAAGUAUUCAUUCAUGUCUGGAAAUUCCAGAUGAUUUCAGAUGCUGAGUUUCAUGGUAUGUGAUCAGAUGAUGUCUGAUGUUCUUAAUGGGAGACAUCACGAUUAGGACACAUAAUUGAUGCCUUUAACCUUGUGAGAAGUAUGUGAUAUACAUAUUAUUUGCGCAAGUAAUAUUUUCUUGCCAGUAGUGUGAACUUGUACUGCUCAAGAUAAUACUUAAAUUUUUCUUAUAAACAACAACUCUAGUAGAAUUUCUAUGCAAAUGAUGCCCUUGU